UGCCACAGAUAAAACAUGGUGUUUACGUUUGGUAUAUGGGACGGAUGGCAUUUGAAGUCAAAUAUUAUGGCAGCUCCCUGUGUGCCCCAUGUGCAAGAAAUGCUCCGGGAAACUGGGCACUGCGCCCUUUUCUACAAGGAUAAUGGUUUGGAGACUCUUAGUGCCGUGGUCCUGUCAUUGCAGAAGUAUGCAGAAGCUUCAGUUAAGCGUUGUAAGGAUAAACACCUGGAAGAAGCUUUCCGGCAUUUGGGUUCCACAGAGAAUGUACUGGGGACUCUCUCAGACGCUGAGGUCUGCCCCCUGAUUAAAUGUGUUGUUGCCUGUCAGACUGAAGCAUGCCACAGCACCAGCUUAUUCCAAAAGCUGGAGAAGAUGAUAGCAAAGCUGUCAGAGGUCAGACCAGGCCUGGUGUCACAGCAGGUGGAGUCCUUGUUGAGUCAGCUAUUCCAAAGAAAAGAAACUGGGGAUGAGAAUUAUCAGGUGCUACAUGUGAAAGACUUGCAGACAGUAUGUAUGUAUCUUGAAGGGAGCUAUAUGGGUCGAAAGUACUUUAAGCAGCAUCUCCACUUAUUGCUGUCCAAAGUGUCUGCAACUUUUUCCUUAUUGCUACAAAAUCAGGCAAAACAGAGAGAGGAUUCAUGUUAUCUGACAGUCAAGGUAUGCCUUCAGAUGUUUAGGGAGCUUGGAGAAGACAUUACUCCUUUGGUCUGGAUCCCUGCUUGUACCACCAGCCCAUUACAAAGUAUUUUCAGUUCUCUUUUGAAAGUCAUUACAAGUCAGAAUGUGUGUCCGGACACAAGGCUGUUGGCUGGCACAGCAGUGGCUUCACUGGCAAUCAUAGGUCCUGAUGCAGUUUUGGGGGCCCAUGCUUGUUUGACCCUGAUGCAGCAGUUGAGAAAGGAAUCCUAUGAACAGAUCAGAUUUGGGGAGCUGCAUGUUUCCAUCACUAGACCUCUUUUAGAUGAACUAAGUUUAGUUGUGUUGCUUCGCGGACUGUUGACCUGUUCCAGUGCAGAUCUUCUUACUAGUGAACUGCCUGCCUUUAACCAGAAUAAGACAACACUGGAGCUGUUGCUACCUUUUGUGGUGUCUGUGUGCGAGGGCAAGAAAGAACAUUAUUAUAGUUUUCAAGUGUUCUGCCUAUGGUUGCAGCGAUUGCGUGAGCUAACUGCUCACAUACUAAAAGUCCGGGGAAUAUGCGCGCUAGCAGCUGAUCAAGAGUCUCUUUGUCUUGUGACGAGGCUCCUAUGGAGUGGCGCAGAGAUGCAAGUGGAUGGCAUGUCUGACUUGGUGCUCAGCUGCUUUCAGCACUUUUUCCAUAUUUACCACACAGAGUGUCAGUUCUUGGGACUACCAGUAGAACCAAUGUUUCAAGAAAUGCUAAAAAAAAUUACAGAGAUAUCUUGGCAGUCUCGCUCAAGGUACAUCCCACUCUGUGCUCUACUGCCUUUCAUUGGACCCAAGAAGGUUCUCGAGUUUUAUCCUGAACUACCUACUGAUUUGUUUCGCUGCCUCUGCAUAAAUUAUCUGUGCCCCCCAGCAGCUGAGACUUAUCGCGUUUUUAUUAGUUUGCAGCAUGCAGAGUGGUCCCGUAAUGGCCAACAGGAUGAGAAAGAAAUGGCAAGACUCUGGGCAAUAAACUGGCUCGCCCCACUAUGUGAUGCGCUAACAUCUAUAAAAAGAUCUCUUCAGACUAACAGUGCUACUUAUUUUCUCCCUUGCACUCUUCGUUGCUUCCCAGGGUCAACUGCUUUGCUAGCCAACCACCUUCAAAGUUCAGAUCCUACUGAGAUGCGGGGAUGGGUCAGCCUUUUACAGUGUCAGAAAAUUGUCUUGGGUAGUGUCACUGAUGAAAUAAAUGUGAAGCUGCAACUCUGUCUAGAAUCUGGUGAUGAUGGUGUACGAUUAUCUGCCUUAAACUUCUUAUGCUGCAGCCCCCGUAGCUGUCAGCCUCCAGCCCCUCAUGAACUAAAGAUGAUCAAGAAAUUUCUUCCCUUUAAUCUGGGUUGUGAUAGUCCAGGGUUCCGUCAGCAGCUACAAGCUGUGCUAAAGAAGGUAACUGAACGGUUACGAGAUGUCGCUCUUGCUGCUCUACGCAAGAAGAGGACCAAAGAGGAAGAGAUUUCCCAGGUGGUCGAUUUCGUUGAGUGGUUGCUUCAGCUGAGUGUCUCAUCGCUGUCACCUGCUGGAAAUUAUCAGCGUUGUUGCAGUGGGCUACUCCUUUUGUCUGGUCUGCUUGAGAGUUGCACCGACUCUUGGACUCCACAAAGGAAGAAAGGACAGCCCCCAUCUGACAUGCCAGUGCUACUAAACUAUGCAAGAGAGAAAGGAUGCUGGGAUUUCUUUUCGCCACCAAACAUGCAGGCACUGCUGGGAUGUAUGCAGGACAGCACAAAUGAGAUACGGGAACUGGCAUCUGAUUUGCUAGUACGUUUUUUCCCAGCAGCCCCAGAAUCCCUAACCCUUGCCAUGUUUGAUUUGGGCCAAGAAUUUAUCUGCAGUCCCCGGGUUUCCGUGGCAGAAGCUGGAGCCCUCCUGUUAAAGACAGUUAUGCAGAGGUUGGAUAGAGGACUGCCUUUUCCUUCAGAUGCACCUUGCUCUGCAAUGAGCUUUAUAAUUUACCUGACAAACAAACUGGAGGAUCAUUAUCAUUGUGCACAGAAAAACAUGCUGCAUGCAGCAACUUGUAAGCCCCUUCAUGGUGUGCUUUCUGCAUUACGACUGUGUUUGCUUGAUGUGCCUUCUGUCAAAAAGUCCCUCUCAGACCCUGACCUUGCUGAUAGAUGGCUUUGCCUUUUUGAAGACCUUGUGAGUUCCUUGAAAGACAUAACAUCCUUUAUCCUUUCUGUGCUUUAUGGUACCCAUGGGGAAGAGGGUUCAGAAGCAGCGGCUCCUUCUUUCGCAGAUAUGGGAAAAGCAGUGAGUGCAUUGAUUGCCCAGGGCCAAGGCCUGGAUGAGGUGCGUGGGGAUGUCUUUCUGUCGGAGGAGCACAGCCUUAUCAUGACCUGCUGCUGGGUGUCCCUAAAGGAGAUUGGGCUUUUGUUGGGGCCUCUAGUGGAAAAGUUGAUAUGUGGCCAGACAGCUCUCCUCUCUACAUCAGCAGUCCAUAAAUCUGUAGAGAUGUAUCAGGAUAUAUGUUUUAGGUGCCGGCACUGGGGAGCAGUGGAUGGUUGCAGUGCAGGAUUCACUAGACUUUGUUCUGUUCUUCUUAAUCAUGAAGAUCCAACACUAAGGGCUAUACCUAAAGACAUGAUCGAACAGGCCCUGGCACGGUGUCGGUCUCAGAACUCUCUCUCAGUCACUCGCAGGGCUGCAGGUUUCCCAGUCCUCCUUCAGUGCAUUUUGUGUGCAGAGGGAACGCUUCAACCUCUACUGACAUACAGUGUUCAGAACUUGCUAGAGCUAGCCCAGGAGCCACUUCCUUCCCACUGGGACCAGACUCGAGAUCUGCCACAGGUGGCAGCUGUUCAUGCUCUACAGACUCUGAUGCGCUCUGCAGGCCUACGUUCAUCUCUGCUCGUCUAUGCUGUUCCCUUGAUGUCCCUUGCACUCUGCUCUCUCCGCUCUCCCUGUUGGGCCAUGCGUAAUGCAGCCUUGCAACUUUUCAGUGCUCUUACAAGUGGAAUCCUGGGGAUAUCACGCAGUGAUGCUGACAGCUCUGUGCAGAGUACUCUGUCUUUGGGGACACUGCUGAGGAGGUUUCCAGGAAUGCAGGAUGUUCUGUUGAAAGAGCUGGGCACUGCUCAGCAUGCAGACAAAAUGCUGCACCCCAGUGUUCACCCACCUCUUGCCUUACUCGCCAAGUUACAAGCUGGAGGGGACAAUGAUGCCAGUUGUUUCUUGGACCCUCUGUUAAAGCUGGCAGGAAACCCAAUCUAUGCAGUGCGUGUCAUGGCUGCCCGUGCACUUGUGCCAGUUGUCCAGGUGAUGAAUUACCAUGCCUUGCUUCUCCAGCUGGUUGGCAAACUUCCCCAAGACAACGAAAGUGUGUCCCACAAUUCUCUGCAUGGGAAUUUGCUGCAAAUUCAUGCUCUGCUUGUACCAGCCGUGAAAGAGAGAUGCCUGACACAGGAUGUCAGAGAGAUGGUGCAGCAGAAGCUGCUUGCAGUUCUAUGGUUGUUGUCUCCAGCCCAGAAGUGCCCACUGGUGAGAGCUGCUUUCCUAGACAUUCUCUCUGUGUUGGUGCCAAGUUGUGGAAAGGACUUUGCAAGGCUUGUGCGGGAAGCUAUUCUGAAUACACUAAAGGUGCAAAGCUUAGAGGUGGGCUCAGCAGUUUUUCACGAUGCAUGUGUAGCUUACCUGUGCAAUGAAGCUGCUUCCUCCUCAGAUGCAACUUUCUAUCCCCAUGUGAUUUUUUUCUUGAGAGCUGGUGAGCCAGCUGCACUGAAAUGGGUGAAUGAAUAUCGUGAGUGUGAUCUGCCUUUAAAUCUGGCCAGGAUUGUGAGAGACACAUUACAGGCAAUGUUGUGCUCUAAGUUGCUCUCUGAAGAUCCAAGUGCUGGUCUUAUGCUGUAUUUGGAGAGCUUUGUUCAUAUCCACACCACCUGCACCCAGCUUGCAGAUCUCCCUCCUUCUGAAACUCCUGAUAUGCAGUGCAUCCAUGUCUUGCUAUCCCUUCUGGAGUCACACAAAGUGACCCCACAACUCAGGAGCUGCGCGCUGAGCACUGUUGGCUUGCUACUAAAACACUGGUCAAUGAAAGACAUUGUUUCUCUGGUUUCAAUCUGGCUAUCGGCUAUCUUCCGCUGUGCUAAUGUGUCUUGUGAAAAGCUACGGCUAGGAGCAGCACAAGCUCUUCAGCUGGCUGGAACCCAGCUGGUUAGACUCGCACUGAACGAAAGAGAACCUAGCGUUACAAGUUUGGCAGUAAGGGCUAUAGCUUGUGGGGUGGACCUGCUGCAGGAUGAGGAUAGAAGCGUGAGAGAAGCAGCAGCCAAAUUUGCUGCGUCUGUGUUGGGUCACCCGGCCAAAUUAACUAUGCAGAGCAACUGGGCCCUGCUACAUCUUUUUAAGCUGCUGAGUGAGAGUUUUCAGGACAGUGAAGAAUCCCUUAAUGCUCUUCUGCUGCGCUUACCUCCAUUUGAUGUUGAUGCUGCACUCUCUUCUCUUUCUGAAAGGUCAGUCAAUCUGUAUGAAGAGGAUCAACCCAACGUGUUUGCAGACUCCAGGCAACUUACCUUGCUGCUACUCCCACAGAUCUCUUCUAUUAUGAACUCUGCAUCAUUAAGCUCUGCUGUACUGCCAUGGAUAGCAAGCACUUUAGCUCCACUCAGACAACAGAUCCAGAGAUGUCUUCAUUGGUGCACCGAACAGGGGUCCAUCUCUCAGCUCUGGCUAAAGGCUUCUGGAUGCCCACGCUUACAUGUUGCUGUUUUGGGCUUGCUUGUUCGAAGUGAGCUGGUUUUGAAGGCCCUGCAGACAUUAAGCAAGAGUGAAGUGCUGGUCACAAACCUUGACAUCUCUUUAUCUUGUCUAAAAGAUGAGCUGUCUGAGCUGCGGGCACAGCUUACACUGCAUGGAAUUGGACUCAAUGUGGAAUCACUCUAACAAGAUGCAUAAAUACCACUGGGCAUUUAAUGUGCCAUGGUGCCUUCUCUUCUGCUCUUAUCUAUUGAACCUACUCUGCAGUGCAGGCAGCUGUAGCAUGGAAAGGGUGAGUGGUUUUAUGGCCAUUAUUCAUGUUCUUUAUUUACCAUGGAUCACAGCUGCCUUUGUUGAACAGCAGUGGGUGGAUAUGAGGACACAUAAUGAAAUCUCAGUUUUAGCAUAAAGACAGCUUCUUUUAAUCAGCACCACAUUUAUAUUUUCCACUAAGUAAAUGACAUGCAGCUGAAAAAAUGGGCUAAAUAUAAAAGUGUUUGGACCUCUCAGAAUUUGUAAGUAUGCAAAGCAACUGUUACCAGAACAAGCACUCAUUUGUGAAAUAAAUUCACUGAAUGUUUUUAACUAAAGACAUUUUGUGUAUAAAUAAAUAGCAUAUAUGUGAAUAAUAUUAUAUGUAUCUACAUCUUUAAAUCCCUUAAGCAUUUUAUUAUACACAGUGAGCUGUGGGAUAGUGAAGUAGCAUUCAUGUUAUUAUGGGGCAGAGAUGAUAUUUGCUCUGAUUUUCACUAUCACGGGGGUCCUUGGGCAGAAGAAAGCAGAUAAAUAAUAUCUGAAAAUGAUGUUGUAUCUUGUAGUGUUGCUGAGGAUACCUUACCCAACCCCUAGGUACAUAUUAUAAAGAGUCAAGAAAGAAGUAGUAUUUACUGUUAUUUUGAUAUUUUGCUUUCUACUGCUACUUUCUAAAUGUCGCUAGCUGAACAGAAAGAAGAUAUGGAAGAUAUUAUUUGUGGGAGUAAUAUGCAGAUGUCCUACCGCUAUGCUCAAUGUCAGCUCAGACUAAAUAGUCUAAAUAGGCUUAUAGUAAUGUUAGAUCAUCAUAGCACCUACAGCAGGAAAUAAAACAAUUUACUUUGAUUUUUUUUUUUUUUUUAAAUGAAAAAUUAUAUAAUUGUUUUCUAUUAAAACUGAACAAAAAGCAUUUAUCUGUGAACUGAA
Messenger RNA from Xenopus tropicalis (tropical clawed frog), 6540 nucleotides. RefSeq names its product thyroid adenoma-associated protein homolog. The coding region runs from base 16 to 5547 and encodes 1843 amino acids. The record is from RefSeq and is a predicted model, not a curated record. The transcript has 31 exons. Lineage: Eukaryota; Metazoa; Chordata; Amphibia; Anura; Pipidae.